AUGCUAUUCCAGAUUCUCUUUGCUACCUUUGCAUGCUGCUCUAUCAGCGCAUGCGCUAGCCCUAUCCCCCCAAUUUUUCAGCGACGACAACAAUGCCUACUCGAGAGUUCGCCCGUUGAAUCACACAGUAGCCUAUCUGUCGAGGCCAUCAUUGGUAUAGCUGCAAUAGCUGUAGCUAUAAUGGGGAUAGCGCUUCCCCUCAUUUGGCCUAGCGUGAGAUCCUGGCGUAACUCAUGGCCCCGCCGCUCCCGCUUCUGUCUCAUCAGUUCGACCAGCUCCAUAGAUCAAAACAUGCUGUUUCUCAACCGCCUUCCUCAGCGUGCGAUUCCAUCACUACCGCCGAUUACCAGUCAUGCGAGCGACGUAGAUGCGGCUGCGAUACCCCGACCACAACGUGCUAUAUUCGAUCAUUGUGAACAACAUCGCGAGUUGAUGCGACGCAUCUGA
Molecule: messenger RNA, 447 nt
Organism: Bipolaris oryzae ATCC 44560
Lineage: Eukaryota; Fungi; Ascomycota; Dothideomycetes; Pleosporales; Pleosporaceae
Exons: 2
Coding region: 1-447 (148 amino acids)
Source: RefSeq, a predicted model, not a curated record